CGACUAUACUGAUUUCGUUUUGAAAAAGUUAUUAUUAUAAAUUUAGUAAUGGUGGAAUUUUCCACGUUGAAAACAAAAUAAUGCUACCGAAGUUGUUUCAGUGGUUGCUUGCAGGGGGGACAUUUGUUGCUGUAUGGAUUGGUCUCAUACUCGGUUACAUUGACUCCGACAUAAACGAUUCCACAAAAGAUGUUAUUCUCUUUUUACCAGUAUUCGUGAUAGUGGCCUUUGCAAUAUAUUCAGUAGCUGUGAUAGCAUAUAGAGUGGCAACAUUUAAUGACUGUCUAAAAGAUUCUGAAGAACUAAAACAAGAUAUAGCAGAUGCUAAAAAAGAUCUUACAGCAAAAGGCAUGAAAUUUGAUUGACAGGACAUACUUAUUAUCUACACAAAAAAGACCAGAUCUGCAUGCUUGAAGCUUGAAGACGUCAACAUGUUGUUGGGAUUCGGAAAUACUGUUGUAUUGGCUAUUUUGAGAUGUAUUUAUUUUUUUAGAUUAACUUAAAAGAAGGAAAUGAGACAAAAUUACAGAAGAUGUUUAACAUCCAAUGAAUGUGUUUUACUUCUUGAAUUAUUUAUCGCAAGAAGGCCAUGUCUUAUAAAGACAACAAGUGUUUAAGCCCAAAAGAAAUAUUCGGUGAAAAAUACACUGAGAUAUAACAUUUCAAAUAUAAGGUUUUUGAAGAAAUCAGUUAAUGUACAAAUAGCUCUAAAGACUUAUUAGUGCCCUGGAUGACCAGCCCAUAUGACUUCUGGAUACUGUACACACAGAGAAAACGUCCUGGUACUGGUAACAGUUUGCCUAGAGUUUCCUUUUAACUUGAUUGAUUUUCAUAGGAUAAAGUGUGACACUGACAGCAAAAUGCGUUUUUCUGAACAAAACAUGCAGUAAGUUCUUAGUACUUUUCUCAAACACUGCCCAACUGCUUUUUCAUGGAAGAGGUGUAAAUAAUGUAUGCACUUUUGUAGUUGGGCGAGGUGUUUGAGAAAAAUACUAAGAACUGAUGGGAAACACUUUGUCUUAAGGAAAGCACUCAUUUUGCUGUCUUAGACACUUCUUCAUCUUAUGGAAAUCCGUCCCAAGUAAAGUGGAAAAUACAGGCAAACUGUUAACUGGAUCGGGACGUUUUCUCCUUAUGUACAGGAUCCAAAAGUCACGUGGGUUGGCCAUCCCAAUGCCACUAAUAUCUUGAUCUGAUCUUGUUAUUUUUACAUUACUAAGGACAAAUAAAGGUUGACUAAUUUGGAUACAGUGAUAUAUAGUUACUCUUCAUAAAUUAAAAAUGUGAUAUUUACUACAAAUGCAACAGUAUAGUUUUUAUUAUUACAUAGAUGUGCAGAUUAUUUCAUGGGUCCAGUUCCGCAACUUGAUAUUUGUUGAUAUUUAGCAAGUAUUGUCUUCAUAUACGCAUAUAUUUUUGAAAUUGUUUUUUAUUUAUUUUGUUGUAAUAUAGUCCUUGCAGUUAAAGGGACUUCACUUUGUUUAUGGAAUAACUGGUAUUUGAAAGUGCUUGAAUAUUUUGAACUUUUUAAAAGUUGAAAGACGGAAGUAGUUAGUGUUACUUUAACUCGGUAUAACUUAGAAUUUGUUUAGAAAUUAUAAUGUAGAUUAAAUCUAUAAUAUUCUUUAAGAUCACAGAACACAUCGUCAAGUUAGCAAAAUAACAGCAGUCUCCGUUUGAUUUAGUCUGAUCAUAAGAGUGAUGAAAUGUACAACAUCCCUCACACCUUCUGUUAUGGGCUUAAACAAAACUUUAUUUGGAGAAAAAUAUUGAAUACCGGUAGACGCCGAACAGAAAUAAGACAAACACCGAGUUCAAGUAUGGAGUCGCUUUUUACAUCUGACACACUGCAUUUAUAAGGCUAAGGUUAAGUUUUGCAAACAGGUCUUGUUCAGUUUGAAUUAACAGUCAAAUUUUGUUCGCUCGAAUUAGAUGUGACCAGUAAAAUUUUCCCAAAUUAUCGGUAGUUCAAGCCGUUGAACGGUUUACAUUAUAAAUGGAUUUUGCUAAGACCUGACAGUGAGUUUGAACAAUAGUAUUCAAAUAAUCAGGUUUGAAGCGAACAAAUUUUGACUGUAUGUCAUCCUGUAGAAAUCCAUAUUUGAUAAAGUACCUAUACAACUUAACGAGUCAUAUACAGAAUAAAGAUAGUUUUAAGUUUUUAUAUUACAUGAUUCAUCAGUCAAUAUUUUUAUGAUUUUUUUUUACCGAAAUAGGCUAUGGAAAAUACCUCGGUCAAAAUAAAUGUUUUGAUGAUAAAAUCAGAACUUUUUUCUUAGUGACAAAUUUUAAGUGCCAAAAGAAGUGUUAUAUUAAGGUGCCAUUAUCUUUUGAUUUUAGACUUUUCUUUAUAGCUUCUUUUUAUUACAAUAACAGCGACAAAGUAGUUCCAGGUAGAUCUAAACAUUAUAAGCCUAGAAAAACAAAUUGAUUCUUUUACAGUAUUGUGCCUGAAUUCAUGUCAUUUUUUGAUAAUUUUGAAAAAUAUAGGUAAUUAUAGUCUUGUUUUUCUCUGGUCAGGGUUUUUAAAAGAAUUUUUUUUUUUUUUUUUUCAAAAUUGAAAACCUUUGGGUUUCAUGUGGUAUUCCAGUUAUCAGUAUUUGCAUACAAGUUGAAUAGAAUAUAUGAUAAUUUUUGUCACAUAUUUUUCACUUGAUAAUAGAUGUUUGUCAGAUUUGACAAGGAUGGUGUAUUGAUCUGUUGACAGGAAUGCUGAUGUAUGUAAAUUGUGUAAAUGCUGGUAAUUUACUACUUGUACAUAAUAUUGAUUGCAUCCAGCAAAUCAGUUUUCACAUCCCGACUUGUCUGUGUAUUUCCUAGGUCUGUAACAUUUGUAGUUUCACAUUUAGACUUGAAGAGAUUAUUCUCCGAACAUAACUUUUUAAUCUAGAAUAUCAUAAUUUUCAAAACAUACUGAAAGGUCGGCAGCGAGAUAAAAAUAAGAAAUUGGUGUCAGCAUUACAGAAGUAUGAUGAAAGGCACAGAACAACAUUCCUGCUGUUCUGUAAAAGCACAUAUUUUCACAGGGUAAAAAUUUAGGGAGUUUGACAUUUCGAGUAUAUUGGCUAAAUUGUAAGAAUGGUAUCCUACUUGAAUUUUACGAAUGGUAAAUAUUUAUGAGGAUUAAUUUUCGCAAAAUGUAGGACAUCGUGAAUGUAGAGAAAAUUAAACCCACACGAAAAUUUCUGUUUUUACAGUAUUACAUGCAAUUUCUGUUGCAUAACUAAUGCUUUUGAAUACUUUCUGUAUAUGAUACAGACUACAUUGGUAAUUUUAGAAAUAAAUACUAUACAAAACUCAAUGAAUUACCUUAUCUUUACUUUAUAUUUACAUUGACUAUCAAAGUUUUAUAGAUUUCCACAAACUUCUUUAAAGGAAAUUUUUCUCUUAAAUUCAUUAUUUACCAUCAUAUGUUUAGUCAUAGGUUGCAUACUUGUCACUGUUGAAAAGCAAAAUAAAUUUUAUGCCUAAGGUUUCUUUUAGAAAUAAAUUUUGAAGAUAAAAAUCCCAUUUUUUUUGUGUUCUCUUUGUACACAAAGUGGUUUAAAAAUAUCUACACUUUUUUAAAAUACAGAAAUGAUUUGUGUAGCUGUAAGUAGGACUUUCAUGCCUUGUGUGACAUAUUUGAGCCGUGCCAUGAGAAAACCAACAUAGUGGGUUUGCGACCAGCAUGGAUCCAGACGCAUCUGCGCAGUCUGGUCAGGAUCCAUGCUGUUCGCUUUCAAAGCCUAAUGGAAUUAGAGAAACUAAUAGCGAACAGCAUGGAUCCUGACCAGACUGCGUGGAUGCGCAGGCUCGUCUGGAUCCAUGCUGGUCGCAAACCCAUUAUGGUGGUUUUUCCAUGGCACGGCUCAUUUUAUAAGAUGAAACAUUAGGUAAGUAAAAACAACUUGUAUCAACUUCCAAAAUGUCCAAAAUUAGGGGCCAUUUUCUAAUGAAAAUCAUAUUAUGUACUCCUGUGACAUUAACCUAGAGGCAUACCAGCAUAUGUGCUAAUGUUUUUAAAAGAUAAAUGUUUAAUUUGUACUAUUUUUCAGGAUUAUUUACCUGUAAUGGCGUAAAAAGCUGAUAGGAAAUUUUUUUAAAGUUAUUAUUCAAUAUAUAUAUUUAUUUUGCAAUAUUCCUGAUUAUUUGGUCUGUGUAUAUAUAAAUGACUUCACCAAUUGUCAUUUUGUAAUAUAGACUGGUAAAUAUUCUUUAUCACAUUUAUUGAUGAAUAACAUAUGGCAGAAGCACAAACAAAAUGGCCGCCAAUUUGACCAAAUAUUUAAAUGCUCAUAACUUUCUUAUUUUUACUCCGGUUUUGAAAAUUCUUUCACUUUGUUAAAUGAUUUAAGAAAUCCCAGCAGACGAAAUUAACAUAAGAACAUCGUUACCUUACCCUUUAAUUGGAACACAACAGUUGUUAUAUUUCAAGAGGAAUAAUUUCAUAGUUUUUAAUCAGUGACACUUCUGUUCGAUUAAGAGUAUUUAGAUUUAUUUUAACAACCUUCUGAUGUUUUUGUUGUAAUUCUUAUAUGCCUUAUUUGUAGUGAUAGUUGAUCAAAUAUAGAAGCCAUAUUUCUUGGUCCCAGUAAGGUUAUUGUAAAGUCUGUGUGUCCUGUUAAAAAUUACCGCGAUACUGCAGACUGUGUUAUUUUUGCAGACUUCUUUAGUGAUAUCUUGCUUGGUAGCCUUAUUCAGUGUUAAGAAUUCUUGAAAUGGGAGUGACGCGGUACAGUUUAAAUAUGCACAUCUCUUUUUUUUUUAAUUCAUGAGUGUCAUUAUUCACAAAUUUUAGUGAAAAUAAAACCCUGUUGAGUAUUAUCAAGUCUAGUUCACUAGUAUUUUACAAUUAACCCUUACCAUGCUAAAUUUCUAUAAUGGACUGGUCCAUCAUCCAAUUUGGGCAGUACCAUUUAUCAUUUGAAGGGGUGUUUACUAAAUAUUUACUGACUGAAUAGCGAACAGUGCAGACCAUGAUCAGACUGCACGGAUGUGCAGGCUGAUCUUGGUCUGCACUGGUCGCAAAGGCAGAAUCACUUGCCGCCAGCAAGCUAAGGGUUAAAUAUUUUAAGCAUAAACUUAAGAAAUUAUCAGAUUACUAAUAUUUUUGAAAAAUUGUGGUUGUCAAAUAAAGAAAGAUUAUAUGUACGAAAAAACAUUGUAAAAAAGAUAAUUCAGUUUUCAGUAUGCAGGUCAUUUUCUUUUUUGCCUUCAUUCAAUACAUUAUUAAUUAGAAUAAAUGAAUUUUAAAACUUGGUGAUGUGUAUCAUUUUGUCGUUUAUAAUGAUUAUACUGCUAUUAAACUUUGUUUAAAAAUAAA
Molecule: messenger RNA, 5305 nt
Organism: Mercenaria mercenaria
Lineage: Eukaryota; Metazoa; Mollusca; Bivalvia; Venerida; Veneridae
Product: dolichol-phosphate mannosyltransferase subunit 3-like
Exons: 5
Coding region: 81-365 (94 amino acids)
Biological process (GO): GPI anchor biosynthetic process
Cellular component (GO): endoplasmic reticulum membrane; dolichol-phosphate-mannose synthase complex
Source: RefSeq, a predicted model, not a curated record